This is a messenger RNA of Uranotaenia lowii, 1825 nucleotides long. RefSeq names its product probable aminopeptidase NPEPL1 (gene grsm). The transcript is spliced from 3 exons. Gene Ontology annotation, molecular function: metalloaminopeptidase activity; manganese ion binding. Gene Ontology annotation, biological process: proteolysis. The record is from RefSeq and is a predicted model, not a curated record. NCBI's taxonomy places the organism in Eukaryota, Metazoa, Arthropoda, Insecta, Diptera, Culicidae. The coding region runs from base 143 to 1735 and encodes 530 amino acids. Gene Ontology annotation, cellular component: cytoplasm.
CAAGCGAGCUAGGUUGCAAGAAGCGCUAGCGCAUCGAAACUGCACUUUCAUCAUCAACCAACUAGAGCCGAGUCUACAAUCAAUCACUCCAUAAUCUUUCAGCUGAUAACAAUACGUUAUUGUUGUCUUGUCAGCAUCUGUGAUGAGCAAGCUCAAGUUCCACCGGGAGCUGCAGGCGUCGGAUCCGCUCCAGAAACCGGUGCUAAUCAUUGGUCAGUUGUCUCAUCUGACCAAGGUUCCGUUUGACUGUAUCCGUUGCAAGCUAGAGCCGAGAGUAAAUGCCGAAACGUACCAGAAAGCAAUCGGCUACCUGCAUCCAUCUGCUUCGUCCGAUAGCUGCUCGCUCUAUCUGGAUUUGGCCAAGGUUGCUGCCCUGCCGAGCAAGUCUUCGAGGCAUAAUUCCGAUUCGAGGGCACAUGCCAUCACGAAAUUGGUGCAAGCGCACACAUCCGGGAUCACUGAGUCGAUCGUGAUUGUUUGCACCCGGGAUAACCUGUUUGCUUCUGGCUGUGCUGUGGCCCGAGCAUUUCCGCUGUAUAGCCGAAAGACAUCCAAAGAAGGCGGAGGCAAAGAUCGGAAUGAUAAGGGUGCAACAUUGGUGACCGUUGAGUUCGUGCUGGUCGGAGGAGAUGGCAAAGAUACGGUCACCGAUGAGGACUGCAACGUGUUGGACUACGCGGCCGAAGGGAUUCGUUUGACGGCAAAGAUCGUUGAUGCACCCUGUAACGAAAUGAACGUUUCGGGCUUCCUCCGGGAGGUUGAAGCAGUUGCUAAGCUGCUGAAAAUCACUCCAAAGAUUAUCCGAGGGAACGAACUGCGAGAAAAAGGCUUUGGUGGCAUUUAUGGGGUCGGAAAGGCAGCAGCUGAUCCCCCGGCGUUGGCAGUUUUAUCUUACGAACCAUCAGGAGCAACGGAAACGGUGGCCUGGGUUGGCAAGGGGAUUGUUUUCGAUACCGGUGGUUUGAGUAUCAAGGGCAAAACGGCUAUGCCUGGAAUGAAGAGAGAUUGUGGUGGUGCCGCUGCAAUUCUUGGAGCCUUCUAUGCCACCGUUAAAAGUGGCUAUACUCAAAAUUUGCAUGCAGUUUUCUGUUUGGCCGAGAAUUCCGUCGGUCCUGACGCUACCCGCCCGGAUGAUAUUCACCGUUUGUAUUCAGGUCGCACCGUAGAGAUCAACAAUACGGAUGCCGAAGGUCGUUUGGUUUUGGCCGAUGGUGUUUGCUACGCCGAUCGGGAUCUGAAGGCUCAAGUGAUUCUUGAUAUGGCCACUUUGACUGGAGCCCAAGGUAUCGCUACCGGCAAAUACCAUGGUGCCAUUUUGACUAACAGCGAAGAUUGGGAGGCAAAAUCAUUGGUGGUCGGUCGUCAAACAGCCGACCUUCUGGCCCCGGUACCUUACUGCCCGGAACUUCAUUUCAGUGAGUUCAACUCUGCCGUUGCUGACAUGAAAAACUCGGUUAUGGAUCGCGGUAACGCUCAGGUAAGUUGCGCAGGGCUUUUCAUCGGGGCUCAUCUUGGUUUCGAUUACGACGGCUCGUGGUUGCAUGUGGACAUGGCCUCUCCGGUCCAUUGUGGAGAACGUGCCACAGGCUAUGGCGUGGCUCUGUUGAUGGGUCUUUUUGGCGAUUACAGCCGUGCAGGAAUACUGAAAGAAAUCGCGGUAAAAGGCCGAAACGGAGCUUACUCCGGCGGGUCUCCGAGCAGUGAACCACCAACCAAGAAGAUUUGCAUCAACUAGUAAAAUUGGUUGAGGAUUUUGUGUUCAGCUGUUGCAUCAUGUUUCUUUAACAAUCUUCUUCAUUGCUCUAAAAUCGAAAAUAAACAUUGA